AUGUCCCAACAAAUAGCCCACUCGCACUCCCUCUCCGACCCAGAAGCCUUCUGGUCCCAUCACGCGAGCAGACUCCACUGGCACACUAAGCCCUCGCGAGCUCUGACUCAAAAGCCCAAGACCCUCCCAAGUGGCACCACCCACCAAUCCUGGUCCUGGUUCGCCGACGGCGAGAUCUCCACCACAUACAAUUGCAUCGAUCGCCACGUUCAUUCGGGCCAUGGCGAGAAUGUCGCCAUCAUCUGGGAGUCCCCCGUCACCCACACAACCCAGAAAUACACCUACGCCGAGCUGCUCGAUGAAGUCGAAGUCCUCGCCGGUGUCCUGAGAGAAGAGGGGGUCCAACGCGGCGAUGUUGUUAUCAUCUACAGUAAAGAUCCCCACCUACCCCUCACACCUAUGCCCAUGAUCCCCGCUGCCCUGAUCGCCUGUCUAGCAAUCGCUCGUCUAGGCGCAAUCCACGCCGCCGUCUUUGGCGGCUUCGCUCCAGCCGCCCUGGCUCAGCGUAUCGAUGCCGCCCGUCCCCGCGCGAUAAUGACCGCCUCGUGCGGAGUCGAAGGCUCAAAGGGUCCGAUCCCAUAUCGGCCCCUCGUCGAAGCAGCCAUCAACGGUGCCUCCUUCAAGCCAUCCAAAGUCCUUAUCUGGCAGCGCGACCAGCUACGCUGGAACAACCCGGAUAAGCGCAGCGGCCAGCGAAACUGGCAGAGGCUCAUGAAGAGCGCGCGUAUGCGCGGUCUUCGAGCUGACGCCGUGCCGGUCAAAAGCACCGACCCGUUAUAUAUUAUCUACACAAGUGGCACAACAGGUCUACCGAAAGGUGUCCUCCGCGAAGCGGGCGGUCACGCCGUCGCCCUGGAACUAUCCAUCAAAUCCCUCUUCGGGAUCCGAGGACCCGGCGAUACAAUGUUCUGCGCUUCGGAUAUCGGCUGGGUAGUGGGUCAUUCGUACAUUCUGUACGCGCCUCUAUUAGUCGGCGCAACUACAGUUCUCUUCGAAGGCAAGCCCAUCGGCACACCGGACGCAGGCACGUUCUGGCGAAUUGUCGAAAAACAUAAUGUCAAUGCCCUUUUCACGGCUCCGACUGCUAUGCGCGCAAUCAGGAAAGAGGAUCCUGAUGACGCGGUUAUUGGACAGGUUGGAAAGCGAAAUGGUUUGAAAUCGCUGCGUGCGCUUUUCCUUGCUGGUGAACGCAGUGAGCCUAGUAUUGUUCGCGCUUACCAGAGCUUACUGACUAAAUAUGCGGCGCCGGGUGCGCUGGUCAUUGAUAAUUGGUGGUCUUCUGAGUCUGGGUCUCCGAUCUCUGGUAUCGCGCUGGAUAGCGGUGCUGCGCUGGCCGGAUCUGAGUAUGGGUUUGUGGCUGCUUUGGUGCCGAAGGCUGGGUCGGCGGGGUUGCCGAUGCCGGGGUUUGAUGUUCGUGUUGUUGAUGAUGAAGGUGAGGAAGUGGCGCGUGGUACGAUGGGGAAUAUUGUGAUGGCGCCGCCUUUGGCUCCAUCGGCAUUUACUACGCUAUUUCUGGAUGAAGAGCGGUUUUAUCGUGGGUAUUUGCUACGGUUUGCUGGUCGGUGGGUUGAUACUGGUGAUGCGGGGAUGAUUGAUGAGGAUGGAUACGUCCAUAUCAUGUCGCGGAGCGAUGACAUCAUCAAUGUUGCCGCGCAUCGAUUUAGUACCGGCUCAAUCGAGCAGGCUAUCCUCUCACAUCCGUCAAUUGGCGAGGCUAGCGUCGUUGGAAUCCCCGAUCCGCUGAAAGGUCAUUUGCCUUUCGCUUUUGUGCAUCUCAAGUCCAGUGAAGGACUAUUAUCAGCGGCGCCAAGCAAGGAACUGUUCAACGAGGUGAAUUCCCUUGUCCGUGAACAGAUUGGUGCGAUAGCAUCCCUUGGUGGGAUCAUUCAGGGCCGUGGAAUGAUUCCCAAGACUAGGAGUGGGAAGACGCUCAGACGUGUGUUGAGGGAGCUGCUUGAGCAUGCUGUAGAAGGCGAGUUCCAGAAACCUGUUAGUGUGCCGCCUACCGUUGAGGAUGCGGAGGUUGUGGAGGUUGCGAGGGGGAGGGUUAGGGAGUACUUUUUGGCGAGGAAGUCGAAGCUUUAG
Penicillium brevicompactum is the source of this 2085-nucleotide messenger RNA. Its product is annotated as putative acyl-CoA synthetase. The record is from RefSeq and is a predicted model, not a curated record. The transcript has 4 exons. NCBI's taxonomy places the organism in Eukaryota, Fungi, Ascomycota, Eurotiomycetes, Eurotiales, Aspergillaceae. The coding region runs from base 1 to 2085 and encodes 694 amino acids.